UGAGAUGCUGCUGGAAGUCACAUCAGCGCAAGGGCCUGGUUGAGGAGUGAUCAGAGCAUCUUCAGCAGACAGUCACCAUGGGGAACUGUUGCAACAGUGUAGUCAAUUUUUUCGGCCGGCAAAAGAACACCAAUGUUCGUGUUAGUCUUCCGGCUGUCUGUUUUGUCUGGCAGAUUGCUAUGAUUGUGCUGUUUGGAGUUUUCAUCCGGUACGAUGAGGAGUCAGACGCACAUUGGGUAGAGUUCAAACAGGAAAACAACAUCACCAGCGACAUUGAAAAUGACUUCUACUUCAGAUAUCCCAGCUUCCAGGACGUCCAUGUCAUGAUCUUUGUUGGAUUUGGUUUCCUCAUGACCUUCCUCAAACGAUACAGCUUCGGUGGUGUGGGCUUCAACUUCUUGAUCGCCUCCUUUGGUCUGCAGUGGGCUCUUCUCAUGCAAGGCUGGUUCCACUCCCUCGACCCGGCCACCGGAAAAAUCUAUAUUGGUGUAGAGAGUCUGAUCAAUGCAGACUUCUGCUGUGCCGGCUCUCUGAUUGCCUACGGUGCCCUCCUGGGAAAAGUAAGCCCUGUCCAGCUGAUGGUUGUCACCUUAUUUGGCAUCACACUGUUUGCUGUGGAGGAAUACAUCAUCCUCGACCUUCUUCAUUGCAAAGAUGCUGGUGGCUCCAUGGUCAUUCACGCCUUCGGAGGAUACUAUGGUUUGGCCAUCUCCUGGGUCCUCUACCGACCGAACCUACACCAAAGCAAACGCCUUAAUGGAUCCGUCUACCACUCUGAUAUGUUUGCCAUGAUCGGUACACUGUUCCUGUGGAUGUUCUGGCCCAGUUUCAACUCUGCCAUCACGGACCAUGGCGACGGACAGCACAGAGCAGCCAUCAACACUUACCUGGCCCUCGCUUCCUCUGUUCUCACCACCGUGGCCAUCUCCAGCAUGUCUCAGAAGAGAGGAAAACUGGACAUGGUGCACAUCCAGAAUGCCACCCUGGCAGGUGGUGUUGCCAUGGGAACAGCAGCAGAGUUCAUGAUCACUCCUUAUGGUUCAUUGAUCGUGGGUUUCUGCACAGGUAUCAUCUCCACCUUUGGCUACCUGUUUGUCACGCCCUGCUUGGAGAACUCUUUAAAGCUCCAGGACACAUGUGGUGUUCACAACCUGCAUGCUGCACCAGGGAUGCUCGGCGGCUUUAUAGGUGCCAUUGUUGCUGCAGCCGCCUCUGAAUCUGUCUAUAGUAAAGAGGGGUUAAUCAACACAUUUGACUUUGAAGGCGAAUUUGCAAACAGAAGUCCAGGGACCCAGGGAGGCUUCCAGGCUGCUGGCGUAUGUGUGGCAAUUGCGUUUGGACUUGUUGGAGGAGCGAUUGUCGGUUUCAUCCUGAGGUUCCCGAUUUGGGGCGACCCUGCUGACGACAACUGCUUUGAUGAUGAAGUUUACUGGGAGGUUCCUGAGGAGGAGGAGACCAUCCCUCCUGUCUUGGAGUACAACAACCACAUGAUACACAAACACCAAGACAUAUCUGAGUCAAACUUCUCUGUGGAGCAAAGUUAAAGCAGCACAGUGGAUGAUUGACCCCCCUCAUAUCACUUUGAACUUGAUACAGCUGUGAAACAACACUAAUUUAUGAAGGAGCCACCCUCAAAAAUUGGCAUUUCUACAAAAAAGGAAGAAUAUUUUGCCAUAUUCUGCAAGUCUUGUCUCACAACAUUUACACCUGAUACAUUUGUCUUUAAGAUUACGGUAACGCUGACCAAAUAUCAUACGAAUAGAAAAAUAAUUCUGAAUCAAAACUACAUUUAUUUUCUCUUUCAUUUUGGAAGAGACUUCAUAUAAUUUGCAGAUACUUCAUGACUGGAAAAUGCCCUGAAUCCAAGCAGUAUGAUGAGAAGUCAAAGACACUUUGUUUAUGCUAUAUAUGCUGACUAUAACACACAGAAGAACUACAUUUUCAUGAAUUUGGAAAUGCUUUACUGUACGCUUUUAUCUUUAUCAUAUAAAACAGUUUAAUAUUUAAUGUUAUGCCUUCUAAUUGCUGAAUAUUGUAACUGAUGUUUGCCAUUUUAUUGCAUAUAAAUGAAGAGUCUAUAUUGUAAUACAAUAUAUUUAGUUGUGCGUGUAAAAAGAAAAAAGGCAUUAAUCAUAGAUAUUUGUGAAAACCAAAGUAGGCAAAUUUUGAGUUUGUUUAAAAUGAUGCAUAGGUCUUCGUAAGCUGUGUGUACAUAUGAUUAAAUAUUUUAUUGCACAUUAUUUGUUUGUUGCAUAACUGAUUUGUUCUUAAGGUGGAAGUUUUAAAUAACUGCAGUAACUGUGAUAUAAUUUCCAGUGAGUUGGUUGCUACAGUGUUCAAUGUUACCUCCAAUACAGUACAUGUGAUUGUAUGUGACAAUCUGCUUGUUGUAUUAUUGAUGUAUUUUCAGAUGUACACUUUCAUAAAUCACAUGUAAGAGGAAUUAAACAAUAACUUAAUAUUA
Molecule: messenger RNA, 2464 nt
Organism: Dicentrarchus labrax (European seabass)
Lineage: Eukaryota; Metazoa; Chordata; Actinopteri; Moronidae
Gene: rhcga
Product: Rh family, C glycoprotein a
Exons: 11
Coding region: 78-1544 (488 amino acids)
Biological process (GO): ammonium transmembrane transport; ammonium homeostasis
Cellular component (GO): plasma membrane
Molecular function (GO): ammonium channel activity
Source: RefSeq, a predicted model, not a curated record